UCUCUAAAGUCUAUCUUCCAUCCUCAAGCACUUUCUCUCUCUAAAGCUAGCUAUCUCUCUAAACAUUAUCGCCAUCUCUCUCUCUCUCUCUCUCAGUCAAUUUAGUUAUCUAUGGCCACCUCUCUCUGAGCUUACAGACCGAACUCACCCACUCUCUCUCUACACACCCAUCUUUUUUCUCCCUCAUCGUAGUUAUUCUCCUGAAACUUUUUGUGCUUUCUCUCUCUAAGUUUUACCUAGAAUCCGUUCUCUCUCUCGUUAUGCUUUCUCUCUCUAAACUCUGGGCUCAUUUAACAGUAACGGACCCAUUCUCUCUCUAAACUUUGCGCCACAAUUAGGCCGGACGCACACUUUCUCUCUCAUGGCGCCACAGCGCCCCAAAUUCCCGCCCAUAACCCUCUGCAACUCCAUUAACAGAGAGACCCAAACAGUGGCGGCCGACCUCGAUGGAACGCUCCUCAUAGCUCGAAACUCUUUCCCUUACUUCAUGCUCGUCGCCAUUGAAGCAGGGAGCUUCUUAAGAGGCCUAAUCCUUCUUCUCUCUUCGCCCACCAUUCUUUUUCUCUACAAAUUUGUCUCUGAACCACUUGGGAUUCAAACCAUGAUCUUCAUUGCCUUUGCAGGGCUAAAAUUGAAGAGCAUAGAGCAGGUUUCGAGAGCUGUUUUGCCCAAAUUUUAUGCAGAGGAUGUUCAUCCUGAGAGCUGGAGAGUGUUAUCUGCUUUCGGUAAUAGAAUUAUAGUGACUGCAAAUCCAAGAGUCAUGGUUGAGCCAUUUGUGAAGGAGUAUUUGGGGGUUGAUAAGGUUUUGGGGACUGAAAUUGAGGUGGGAAAGAGUGGGAGGGCUACUGGUUUUGUGAAGGGGAGAGGGGUUCUUGUUGCAGAGCUCAAGAAGGAGGCUUUAAUGGAGGAAUGUGGUGAGAAUUUGCCUGAUUUGGGGAUGGGUGACAGGGAGACUGAUCAUGAUUUCAUGGGCAUUUGUAAGGAAGGGUACAUGGUUCCUCCAGGCAUUGCAAAGGCAGGUCCUGUCCCACGAGAUUCCCUCUUGAGCCCGACCGUCCUACACGAUGGCCGCCUAGCCCUUCGCCCAACUCCUCUGGCUGCCCUCCUAACCUUCCUUUGGCUCCCUCUCGGUUUCGCUCUAUCUCUCGUCCGCGUCUAUUUCGACCUGCCCCUCCCUGAACGCAUAGUUCAACACACUUAUCGCAUCCUCGGAAUCAAACUAAUCAUUAAGGGGAUCCCUCCUCCACCCCCUGCACCUGGCUCUCCAGGAGUUCUUCUAGUCUGUAACCACCGCACAGUGCUCGACCCAAUUGUCACAGCGGUGGCCUUAGGACGCAAGGUUAGCUGCGUAACAUACAGCAUUAGCAAGUUCUCCGAGUUCAUGUCUCCCAUCAAAGCGGUCGCACUGACUCGAGAGCGAGAGAAGGACGCCGCCAACAUUAAGGCCUUGCUCCAAGAAGGGGACCUAGUAAUUUGUCCUGAGGGAACUACUUGCAGGGAGCCAUUUUUGCUAAGGUUCAGUGCACUUUUUGCAGAGCUGAGUGAUAGAAUUGUGCCAGUGGCCAUUAACACUAAGCAAAGCAUGUUUCAUGGGACAACUGUGAGGGGGUACAAGUUGCUGGACCCUUACUUCUUCUUCAUGAACCCUAGGCCCACUUAUGAGAUCACCUUCUUGGAGCAAUUGCCAUUGGAGCUCACAUGCAAGGGGGGCAAGAGCCCAAUUGAAGUGGCCAACUAUAUUCAAAGGGUGUUAGCUGGGACCUUGGGGUUUGAGUGCACAAGUUUUACUAGGAAAGAUAAGUACAUGAUGCUUGGGGGAAACGAUGGGAGGGUAGAGAGCAUGAAGAUUAAGGGAUAGGAGCUCUCUCUCUCUCUCUCUCUCUCUCUCUAAGCUGGAAAGGGUGGGAGUUGCAAUUUUUGUUUGUGGGGUUUGGGUUUGAUGACAUGGUGGAUCUCUUUGAUCCAUAAAAAGAGAAAUGAUGGGGUCUUUGUGCUUGUGCAAGGUGUUGGUUGUUUGUUAUAUCUGGUUUUAGGUGAAAUACUAGGGAACUAUUGAAGGGAUAUCUUUUUCAUUAAGGGAGCAUCUCUCUUUUGCUAAUUUGUUUUUAGCAGCCCUUGGUAAUGGGAAGAUUUGGGUCUCUAUCUCUUAGUAAAUCAUUCAAGAGAGAUUUUGUGUAUCCUUUACAUUACAGUGAAAUGAUGGUCUCUCUAAUUGAUGUUUUCAAAUAUUUGAUAAUAAAGGGUAAAUAU
Messenger RNA from Amborella trichopoda, 2250 nucleotides. RefSeq names its product glycerol-3-phosphate 2-O-acyltransferase 6. Gene Ontology annotation, cellular component: membrane. Gene Ontology annotation, biological process: cutin biosynthetic process. Gene Ontology annotation, molecular function: phosphatase activity; glycerol-3-phosphate 2-O-acyltransferase activity. The record is from RefSeq and is a predicted model, not a curated record. NCBI's taxonomy places the organism in Eukaryota, Viridiplantae, Streptophyta, Magnoliopsida, Amborellales, Amborellaceae.